AUGGAGGCGUCGCGGUUCGGCUUCGACUUCCCGCCGGCGUACAAGUUCGACCCCACCGACGAGGACAUCGUGGCGCACUACCUGCUCCCGCGCGCCAUCGGGUUCCCCAACCCCUACGCGCACGCCGUCAUCGACGACGACCCCUGCAGCUGCCCGCCUUGGGAGCUCCUGCGCCGCCACGGCCACGCCGGCAGCGACCAUGCCUUCUUCUUCGGGCCCCCCAGCGAUCGGGCCGUUAACGGCGUCCGCGCGUGCCGCGUCGUCCGCCCCGGGCCCGAAGGCGGCGCCGGCGGCCUGUGGCGCGGGCAUGACGCCAAGGAGGCGGACCUCGUCGUCGUCCGCAGAGGCGGCGGCGCCCAGCUGCAGCUCAGGUACAGGCGCCGCAACCUGGCUUACUACCACGACGGCGAUCCGAACUCCAGCGGGUGGGUGAUGCACGAGUACCAACUCCUCCAUCCCAAGCUGCUCCCCGGCCCCGUGCUCUCGCGCAUCAGGGUCACCGCCAAGGCCAAGAAGAAGCAGCAGCUCGCCACCAGGGCCAAGAAGCAGCAGCACGCCGCCGCCGCCGAUCAACAGCCUAUCCCGGGUCCAGAGCAGCCAGGCCCGAGCAACUACCCCGGCGACGCCCCAUCACCGGAAAUCUCGUCCUGA
Messenger RNA from Setaria italica (foxtail millet), 651 nucleotides. RefSeq names its product NAC domain-containing protein 18. Gene Ontology annotation, biological process: regulation of DNA-templated transcription. The transcript has a single exon. The coding region runs from base 1 to 651 and encodes 216 amino acids. Gene Ontology annotation, molecular function: DNA binding. The record is from RefSeq and is a predicted model, not a curated record. Lineage: Eukaryota; Viridiplantae; Streptophyta; Magnoliopsida; Poales; Poaceae.